GUGCCACCGUGCCUUCCUCAAACCACAUUCAACGCAACUUUGCCUUCUCUCUCUGCUUGGUAUAAAUUGAACUGGUCUUGCCGAUCGAAACUACUCAGUAUCUUUCUUCUUGCUCCCAUCCUCUCAGAUUCGUGUGCAAUACCUUUUAAUCGCGAACUGACGACGAGACAAUGGACGGACCCAGCGUCGAAGAGGACACCAAACACUUUGACUCUGUUCAGGGUGCUCACGAUGGAGAUUCACAACCAGAUCCGAAUGAGCCUCUCAUGCUGGAUGCAGGCAAUGGCAGAGUAUGGUUGGUGAAAAUCCCGAAAACUCUCAUGGAAAAAUGGUCAAAAAUUGAUGCAGAGGGAGUUCACCUCGCCAAUAUCCGCGUCUAUCACAACGCCAAGGCACCCUCGGGCAAAAAACCGCGCAUCGUACUCAUCCUCCCGUCGGAUCCAGAAACUCCAGACGUGCUGGGCGAACGGUACGAGAUGGAGAUGGUGAAUGAGUCCGUGGAGAACCAGGUCGUGAUCGCCGAACGUGAAAAGGAACCUGGGACAGGCAGUCGUGCACGCACGACGAUCCUGACAGGGCGGGUCAAACAUGAGUGCCAUUUGAAACAGGCGUCUUUGACCGCUCAGUAUAGACAACGGGUGAAGCAACGGACUAUCGCUGCUAAUACGCCGAAGCGGAAGACGAAGCCGAUCGAGGAGGCGAUGCUCGGGCGAGGCAACGUCAAGAUGCUUACUAGUGGAGCAGCACCCAACGCGCCCAUGUCGCUUUACAAGCCGAAGCCGAAGCUGCAGAAGGGCCAGUACGAGCGCAUGGCGCGGAUGCCACGCGACCAGCUGCUCGACGAACUCUUUCGUGCAUUCCAGGAACAUGAGUUUUGGGCCAUUAAGGCGUUGCGCGAGCGCACGCAGCAGCCUGAGGCGUACCUUAAAGAAGUUCUGUCCGAGAUCGCGAUCAAUCGCCGCAGCGGCGAGCACGCACAAAGCUGGGAGCUACUGCCGAACUUCAAGGGUGAAGGGAUGAAGGCGGAGAACGUACCCGGCCCGAGCCUCUCACAAGGUAUGAGCGCUAGUCAGAGCUCAGCGGAUGUGAAGAUGGAGGAGGCCGAGGAAGAUGAGGAUGAGGACGAAGAUGAGGAUGACAUGGAAGAAGUCUCAUGAUGGCGUAUGUUAUGCUCGUCGGACUGCUGUCGGUACGACUGUCCCCCUUUACCGUAUCAUUAUUAUCUGCAAAUGUGCAGCUUCACAGUGUAUUAUAUCCUCACAAUUGGAACAGAGUGGGUUUUUUCACCGC
Molecule: messenger RNA, 1290 nt
Organism: Laetiporus sulphureus 93-53
Lineage: Eukaryota; Fungi; Basidiomycota; Agaricomycetes; Polyporales; Laetiporaceae
Product: transcription initiation factor IIF beta subunit
Exons: 4
Coding region: 171-1157 (328 amino acids)
Biological process (GO): transcription initiation at RNA polymerase II promoter; transcription by RNA polymerase II
Cellular component (GO): transcription factor TFIIF complex
Source: RefSeq, a predicted model, not a curated record